Messenger RNA from Vidua macroura (Pin-tailed whydah), 4781 nucleotides. RefSeq names its product dipeptidyl peptidase like 6 (gene DPP6). Gene Ontology annotation, molecular function: serine-type peptidase activity; dipeptidyl-peptidase activity. Gene Ontology annotation, biological process: proteolysis. The coding region runs from base 77 to 2626 and encodes 849 amino acids. The transcript has 26 exons. NCBI's taxonomy places the organism in Eukaryota, Metazoa, Chordata, Aves, Passeriformes, Viduidae. The record is from RefSeq and is a predicted model, not a curated record.
AAGAAGAGAGGAGGGGAAGAAAAAAAGAAGCGGCUCUCUUGCCCUCCCUCUCCCUCGUUUCCCGCGGAUUGACUUCAUGGCUUCACUGUACCAGCGGUUCAGCGGGAAGAUCAACACCUCCCGCUCGUUCCCCGUUCCCCCCGAAGCGAGUCACCUCCUGGGCGCCCAGAGCAGCGAGGAGGACGGCGCUGCCGGCAAGACCCCGCGUCCAUUGCAACAGGAAGGCAGCCGGCCCCGCUUCCAGUACCAGUCGCGAAGUGACUGCGAGGAGGAGGAUGAGCUGGUGGGCAGUAAUCCUCCUCAAAGAAACUGGAAGGGAAUUGCAAUUGCCUUACUUGUUAUUCUCGUUAUCUGCUCGCUGAUUGUCACCUCUGUCAUACUCCUGACACCAGUCGAAGAUAACAGCUUGUCUCAGAAGAAGAAGAUAACAGUGGAAGAUCUCUUCAGUGAUGAUUUUAAGAUUCAUGACCCAGAGGCUAAAUGGAUAAAUGAUAAUGAAUUCAUUUAUAGAAACCAGAAUGGCACAGUGAUUCUGAGGAAUGUCGAAACCAACAGUUCAACAAUAUUAAUAGAAAACAAAAAAAUUGUCUCCUUAAAGGCUAUCCGGUAUGAGGUGUCACCUGACAGGGAAUAUGCACUAUUUGCCUUCGAUGUUGAACCUGUCUAUCAGCAUUCAUAUACAGCAUAUUAUGUCCUCAGCAAAAUACCUCAUGGGGAUCCCCAGAAUUUGUAUCCCCCUGAGGUCAGCAAUGCAAAGCUUCAGUAUGCUGGUUGGGGUCCAAAAGGGCAACAGCUGAUAUUUAUCUUUGAGAAUAACAUCUAUUACUGUGCCCAUGUGGGGAAACAAGCCAUCCGAGUGGUCUCCACAGGAAAGGAAGGUGUUAUUUUCAAUGGGCUCAGCGACUGGCUGUAUGAAGAGGAGAUCUUAAAGACUCACAUUGCUCAUUGGUGGUCUCCUGAUGGCACCAGGUUGGCAUAUGCAACAAUUAAUGCCUCCAGAGUCCCCACCAUGGAGAUCCCGAUAUAUACAGGCAUCCUUUACCCUACUGUUAAAACUUACCAUUAUCCAAAGGCUGGAAUGGAAAAUCCAACUAUUUCUUUGCAUGUGAUUGGUCUGAAUGGACCCACUCAUGACCUGGAAAUGACUCCCCCAGAUGAUCAGAGAAUGAGGGACUACUACAUCACCAUGGUGAAAUGGGCCACCAGCACCAAGGUGGCAGUGAACUGGCUGAACAGGGCCCAGAACGUGUCCAUCCUGACGCUCUGCGACGCCACCACGGGGGUCUGCACCAAGAAACAUGAAGAUGAGAGCGAUGCCUGGCUGCACAGACAGAAUGAAGAGCCCAUUUUUUCCAGGGACGGUCGGAAGUUUUUCUUCGUCCGGGCCAUUCCCCAGGGAGGACGUGGGCAUUUCUACCACAUCGCCAUGUCAUCGUCACAGCCCAACAGCAGCAAUGAUGACUUACAGGCUAUUACAUCUGGAGAUUGGGAUGUGACAAAGAUACUGGCAUAUGAUGAAAGGAGGCAGAAAAUUUAUUUCCACAGCACGGAAGAUUCACCAAGAAGAAGACAUUUAUACAGUGCAAGCACAAAUGGGAACUUCAACAGGAGGUGCCUGUCCUGUGAUCUGAUUGAAAACUGCACUUAUUUCAGUGCAUCCUUCAGCCACAAUCUGGAAUACUUCCUGCUGACAUGUGAAGGUCCCCGUGUCCCGAUGGUGACUGUUCACAACACAACAGAUGCACAGAAAAUUUUUGAGCUGGAGGUAAAUGAAAAUGUGCAGCUGGCUGUAAAUGACAGGCAAAUGCCUAAGGUAGAAUACAUGGAAAUCAAGAUAGAUGAUUACAGAUUGCCAAUGCAGAUCUUAAAGCCAGCAACCUUUGCAGACACCGCUCACUACCCCUUGCUUUUGGUUGUAGAUGGGACACCCGGCAGCCAGAGCGUCACGGAGAGGUUUGAGGUGACGUGGGAGAGCGUCAUGGUCAGCUCCCACAACGCCAUCGUGCUCAAGUUCGACGGCCGUGGCAGCGGCUUCCAGGGUGCCAAAUUACUGCACGAGGUCAAGAGGAGGCUGGGCCUUCUGGAAGAGAAGGAUCAGCUGGAAGCUGUCCGGACAAUGCUGCAGGAGCAUUUCAUUGAUAAAACGAGAGUUGGUGUGUUUGGGAAGGAUUAUGGUGGUUACCUGAGCACUUACAUGCUUCCAGCUGGUGAAGACAACCAGGUGUUCGCUUGUGGAGCUGCUCUUUCCCCAGUGACAGACUUCAGACUAUAUGCUUCAGCCUUUUCUGAAAGAUACUUGGGCUUGCACGGGGUUGAUAACAGAGCAUACGAGAUCAGCAAAUUAUCACACAGAGUCUCAUUACUAAAGGACCAGACAUUUUUGAUCAUUCAUGCUACUGCUGAUGAAAAAAUCCAUUUUCAGCAUACUACAGACCUUAUCACACACCUAAUUAGGGCAAAGGCUAAUUACAGCUUGCAGAUUUACCCUGAUCAAAGCCAUUACUUCAGCAAUGCAGCAUUUGAGCAGCACUUGUACCAGUCCAUUGUCAACUUCUUUGUGGAGUGUUUCCAGGUUCCAGACAAACUCCCACUAGCCCCACUGAAAGAGGAGGAGGAGGAUGAUUAACCCUACUUGUCCGUGCUAAGCACAAGGCAGAUCUCUCUGACAAUAUGCAACUGGAUCAUUUUCCUGAAGAAAAAUAUGUUGUUAGCAUGUAUUAAAAAAAAAAAAAAACAAAAAAACCAACAAAAAAAAAAAAAAAAACCAAACUGAAAGCAGCUCCUCUGCUUUACUUGACAGCAACUCCUUCCUAAAUGGAAGAACAUUAAGCAUGGUGAACUCAGCAGAAACUGCUGUCUGAAAUAAAUCCAUCACAACCAACAUCUUCUUUUUCUUUGGUUGUUUUUUUUCUUUUCUGUCUCUUUUUUUUUUUUUUUUUUUUUUUUUUGCCACAAAAUCACAAAAUUACUUCUAGAGUGAAAAUGGUAAGAUGUUGGACUUGAAGGAACACCCCAAGAAACCACUUUGAGGACUGGAAGAUCUGAUGUCUCUUUGCAGUCAAGCAGUCAAGCAGUAGCAGUGAAAUCCAUCAUCCACAUUAAGGUUACUAUAGUUAGCAUCACACUGUGUCAGAACAAAAAAAAUCUAAUCUAAUAAAUGGAGAAGAUUAUAGCACAAUUAUUUUAAAGGAUACCGAUUCAUACACUUGCCUGCUCUCCUCCAUCUUCAGGAGGUUUGUCAUUGCUACAGGAUACACAAACCCAAUUGUGCAAAAUAUCACUAUAGUUACACCAACCUUUACCAUCCUGUAAUUAUUCUGUUAAUUCUGUAUGGCUUUUACUUCUGUUGUUCAUUGGGUCUCAUGUUUACCUUAUUAGCUUCUCAGCUUGUUCUGGAUGGGGAAAAAACAUAAAACAAAUUAACCAACUCACUCUAGACCUCAGGGGUCUAAUGAGGCAAUGGGACUUGAGCUACCCAGAUAUUAAAAAAUCUAUUGGAAUAAAGCAAAGAAAAACUCACUCUUGAGUUCCCAAAAUAGCUCUUGCCAACAAGAUUGAGUAUUUUCUUUGGCAGCCUUGAAAAAUAUGCACAUAAAUAAGCUAAAUCAGCUUACCUUGAGAUAUUUUUUGUUGCGAUGUAGAAAAAUAUGCGACAGUCAUGAUUAUUCUUUCUCUUUCUCUAAAGUUGCAACAAAUGGUUGGUAACCUGCUAGGGAACAGCUAGGUGAGGCUGUGGUACAGGAAUUUGUACCAGAGACCUCACACAUGAUCUUAUAAAGCCAUUUAAACAGAGACAAUGUGCAGAGAUUUAUUGCACAUGCUGUCUGUGGCUUACUUUUAUUCCAGGUCAAUUAUUAGCAUAUUCCAAACACAUUUAAUUAUCUCUUCUGUUCACACUCGUUUUGACAACUGUAAAAGGAAAAAAAAAAAAAACAAAAAAAAAGGAGGAUUUUUUGUUUUAAAAGGUCUAACUGUUCAUUUGAGCAGUGGAAAGCAACUUUUAAAACUUCUUGUGAAAACAUUCAGCUUUCAGAAAGGAAUCCAACCUCCAUCCACUUCCACGUGCUGCGUCAUAAGAAUUUUGACAGUGUCGCUCCUUGUAAAAUAUUCUGACCAAAUGUACAGCCAGUAUUAAUACUGUAUAUUUCAUUUUGUUGUAUAUAAAGGAAUGUAAGUCAGCUCUUCGUCAGAUCCCCAAUCCAAUAUUAGUCUUGUGUUUGACAUGCAUGCGGCAACACUUCUUUGCUGAUCAGGACUCCUUAGAAGCACUAGCUUGGAAAUAUAACAAUUAAUGUAAUUUCUUUUCUUGUUUUAACAGCUUGAAUGUCAAUGCCGGUUCCUACUUUUUACAUAGUACUGUGGGUAAACUCACAUCCUGACAGCAAUGAUGAUGUUUCCAUUGUGUUCUUUAGUGUGUCUUUUUUCUUACCUUUAUUUUAAGCUUUGAAUGUUGGUUGUACUUUGACCAUCAUGAAAAAAGUAUAUUGAUAAACCACAGGAAUUACCUAGUUUGGUUGGGAUUAUCUCCUUUAAUUUACAGUGCAUCGACAUUGUGUGAACAAGAACUACAGUGUAAAUCUGCUUUAUCUGGCAAAAUGCCAAAUAGACCAUGAGAAUGCUGCGUGUCCAGAUUUUGCUACGCUGAACAGGCUCGAGAGCCUGAAAUGAACUUGAACUGAGAAACUUAAAAAUCUGCUCUGUCCACAAUCUUUUGUAGAAAGAACUUUAGGAUGUGGCAUGGUAGUGUUUGUUCAUUCAUGGAAUAAAACAUUAUUUUACCA